This is a messenger RNA of Xyrichtys novacula (pearly razorfish), 4076 nucleotides long. The record is from the annotation of a GenBank genome assembly. Lineage: Eukaryota; Metazoa; Chordata; Actinopteri; Labriformes; Labridae.
GUAGAAAAACCGGAAGCAACAACGCGCAAAAAAAGUUCGCGGGAGAAAAUCGAGCUAUAAUAGCGAGAGGUUGCUCGUCUGCUGUCAACACAGAUAAUAACAAUCACUAAACCUAUACUGCCAUGAGUUUAUGGGUGGACAAAUACCGACCGACAUCUCUGGGAAAACUCGACUUUCAUAAAGAGCAGGCGGCUCAACUGAAAAACCUGGUAAGAGAAACAAACUCAGUUAUGCGCUAUUUAGAGGCUAACUUAGCAUUAGCUCAGAAGAACACUGAUCCAAGUUAUCUGGAGUUAAUCUUGAUUAAACAUCAUAGCAGUGUGACCAUUUUGGAGCCAAUCCAACAGUGUACCAUAAUGACCACCAGUAGUCUACUAUCUGUUUUCUCUGGCUUGUUAAUCGACUGAAACUUGCAGUCAAAAGCUUCAUAAUGUCAUGACGCAGACAGUGUCCAGAUCAGAGCCCCACAGCUAUCCUUCAAACCCGAUUGUAAAUGUUUACUGUCAUUGUUCCAGGUUCAAUGUGGAGACUUCCCGCACCUGUUGGUUUACGGUCCUUCAGGUGCGGGGAAGAAGACCCGCAUCAUGUGUCUGCUGAGAGAGCUGUAUGGAGCUGGGGUGGAGAAGCUCCGCAUAGAGCACCAAACCAUCGUGGUGAGAGCGGAUAUCCUCCAGUCUGAUAAGCAUAAAUUCAUGCUCUCAGAGCCUCAGUUACAAAGCUUUGCGUGUGUUACACUAUGUAUAAAUUUCACAUCAUAAUUUAGAUGAUUGUGACCGUGUCUGAAAAUAACACCUUUAAAAAGAUAAUGCUAAUUCAGGGGUUAUUGUUGGCCCCAGGCGUCCUUUGUUAAAGGAAUAUUCCGGUGUAAAAUUAAUUUGGGGUCAAACACACCAUAACACUGAGUUAGAUACCCCUUUGAGAGAUUAUUGUUGCCCAUCACUUUCUUCUCUAGUUAUACCAACUUUAGUAACGACCGCAUGAUAGCAAUACACUGCUGUGUGAGGAGCCAUAAACAAACCUCAACCAAAACGCCACUCUAUAGCCACAAAUAAUGCUCAGAACAGCACCUAACUUCAUCAACAGUACAUAUAGGGUCCCAGCCACAGCACUAGCCACCAAACACUCUUUCUUUGGCAAAGAGACUAAACACAACUCACCCACUCUCUUCCAACAGCCGAUUGUUUGUACAGAGACCUCAGGCCAGUCCAUUACGGACUACAGCGGGGUGACGCAGCUCAAGAAAGAACAAUAGAGUGGCAUUUUGGUUGAAGUUUGUUUAUGGCUCCUCAGACCGCUGUGUAUUGCUAUCCUGUGGUCGUUACUAAAGUUGGGGGGGGGGGGGUCUAACUCGGUGUAACUGUGUGUUUGACCCUAACUUAAAUUUACGCUGGAAUAUCCCUUUAAUGUCUCCUUACUUACUCCUGUUCGCCAAUAUUACAUUCAUGCUAUCAAUUAAGUAUAACCUCAGUAUCUGUUAGACAACCUGAUUUAUUUUAACAAUCAUACAUGAAAGAAAAUGUGUGCAGUGUGGGGUCAUUACACAGUUUUCAGGACAGACUCGCAACAUGCAGUUUGUAAAUUACAUUUCAAAAGGGAUUAAGUAAGGAAAAGUCUGAAUAAGCAUAAGUUGUUUUUGUUUUGGGUUUCUCUUCUGCAGGCCCCCUCAAAGAAGAAAAUUGAAAUCAACACAAUAGCCAGCAACUACCACUUGGAAGUUAACCCCAGGUAAAUACUACUGAACUGUAGCUGUGAGUAUUUCAUGUCAUGUUUAAGAACGUCUGUCCCCACAGACAGCAGCAGAUAUUUGUUACCUCUCAGCUCAGAUUUUAUGUUAAAAAAGGACUUAUAGUUGUGGAAUAAUCUUUGUAUUUCACUGCACAACUCUUUCAUAACACCACAUCACUACAGAGCAUUUUAAAUCUGAUUGAACUUCAGUAUAGGUUUUCUUUGUCCUACAGUGAUGCUGGAAACCAGGACCGUGUUGUGAUUCAGGAGCUGAUCAAAACUGUUGCUCAAUCCCAGCAGAUCCAGUCAAGUACCCAGAGGGAGUUCAAAGGUAGGAAAGACCGAGAGCCAGUUUAGACUUAAAAUACUAGUCCGUGUUUUAAAGCAACAAUUCCCUUCAUUAACUGUUUUUCACAUAUACCAUCCUAUUGCCACGUAGAGCCAUACUGUGGCUCUUGUAUUAAUUUUAAAUCUUUUAUUCUCAGUUGUUUUGCUGACUGAAGUGGAUCGACUCACAAAGGAUGCCCAGCAUGCUUUGCGCCGCACAAUGGAAAAAUACAUGUCCACCUGCCGCCUCAUCCUCUGCUCUACCUCAACCUCCAAAGUCAUCGGGCCAAUUAGGAGCCGUUGUCUGGCCAUCAGAGUUGCUCUGCCCAGCACAGAAGAGGCAAGAAACAGAUGAUAUGAUUUAGAUUGCAAUAAAUAGCUCAAACUUGCUGCUCACAAAUAAACUCUCUGCUGUGUUUUCCUCUUUGUCAGGUCUGCAGUGUCCUGACAUCAGUAUGUAAAAAGGAGGGUCUGCUCCUCCCACCUGAACUGGCGAAGCAAAUCUCAGAGAAGUCCGGUUGCAACCUUCGUAAAGCUCUGUUGAUGUGUGAGGCCUGCAGAGUGCAGCAGUAAGUUGUCACGUAACGUAUUAUCAUUCCUCUGCAGCGUUAUCUGUUGAUAUUUCUAGAGAAAGUAUGUGCCUGUUCAGCCCCUGCUUAUCUUUUUAAGGUAUCCAUUCUCAGCAGACCAAGACGUCCCAGAGACAGACUGGGAGGUGUAUGUCAGAGAAACGGCUAAUGCUAUUGUUAGCCAGCAGAGCCCUCAGAGGUAAGAGAGAAGAGGUUUGGCGUCUUCUAUUAGCAACAAGUUGAAGAUAAUCAGACUGUUAGGAUAUUUACAGCUGAAUCUUUGCCGCAGGUUGUUGGAGGUUCGAGCCCGGCUGUACGAGCUCCUGACUCACUGCAUUCCCCCUGACAUCAUUAUGAAGGUAAGGCUGCUAAACCUCAUCCAUCACGGUAGUACAACUAUUCACAGUAAAGAACAGGUUUUGAUUGGUGGUUUACCCCGUCUAUUCCUCUCUCAGGGUCUGGUAACUGAGCUGUUGAAUAACUGUGAUGGGCAGCUGAAGGCGGAGGUGGCACACAUGGCAGCCUUCUAUGAACACAGACUGCAGCUCGGCAACAAAGCUAUUUACCACCUCGAGGCCUUUGUCGCCAAGUUCAUGGCCAUGUACAAGAAGUUCAUGGAGGACGGACUGGACGGCAUGAUGUUCUGAAUGGACUUCAGUAUUGGCUCAUUUCCUAUCUAUAGAGUUCAACACCCCUCUUGCUGAUAGACUCUCACUUUUCCCCAACAAGACCUUCUCAACACUUUGUAGUCCACGAGGCACAGUGGUCAUAUUGACCCAACAAGCCCCAGAAUGACUCAGAGAUUUUGCAGUUUGUGACAUUUAAAGUGUGGAUUCUUACCCAAAACUGUAGCACUGUAUAUUGAUCGUGAACUUUCACUGUGGUGGUGUAAAAUACUCAAUCUUAACCGCAGUUUUGAUUGUAGAAGACAGUGUUUUCUCAUAUCAGUUUACUCUGAAGACAAGAUAUGUUCCCCUUAAAAUAUACAUGAAAAUAAAUUUCCUAGUGCUCUUCCACAAAUAUCACAGAGUCCUCGCUUUAACACUUCUCUUGAAACCUGAUAGAUUCAUCCUACCUUUUAAUAUACUAAAUAGAUUCUUUACAACAGCAAGCAUCGAAUGGAAUAUAGAAUCCAACAGGAUUCUUUAUUGUCAUUACAUUAAAAAUACAACAAUUGGAGCCCUGCUCCAGUAAGGUGCUUCAUAGCAACACAUAGUAUAUAUCAUAAAACAUAUAAGUAGGUAACACAUAAAAACAUCUGUGACACUUAUGUCUCACUAAAAGUUACCUCACAGGCCUUUUUAACAAAUUUACACAAACUGAUAUUUAGUAACAGUGAUAAAACUUUAAAUAAGAUUUUCAAACCACUUUCAUUAACCAAACUUGAUUCACUGAAAUGGUUGUAGAGGUCCCACGAUGAAGAGAUAAAAACGCAAUAAACAGUGAAAACUGAAA